Molecule: messenger RNA, 4033 nt
Organism: Canis lupus familiaris (dog)
Lineage: Eukaryota; Metazoa; Chordata; Mammalia; Carnivora; Canidae
Gene: CD180
Product: CD180 molecule
Exons: 3
Coding region: 194-2179 (661 amino acids)
Biological process (GO): positive regulation of lipopolysaccharide-mediated signaling pathway; B cell proliferation involved in immune response; cellular response to lipopolysaccharide
Cellular component (GO): extracellular matrix
Molecular function (GO): protein binding
Source: RefSeq, a predicted model, not a curated record
GGAACUUCCCUUUUUUUUUUUUUUUUUCACAGACCCAGCAAAAACUGAGCCAUCAACAGCAUUUCUUGUUCCCAUAUCACCCUUCUGAGCACCUCUCUGCCUGCCGAAUUACUAAGGUCAUUACAGUUUAAUUCCAUUUCUCUGCUCCAGACACUAGAUAAGCCCACCAAGCUGGGGUUGCCUCGUUCCGGUGAUGGCUCCCUGUGCCAGCUGCUUCCUGCUGGUGGUGAUGUUUUCUGCCAGCUGCAAAGCCAUCACCUCCUCGGAUCAGAUGUGCACUGAGAAAGAGGCCAACAAGACCUAUAACUGUGAAAAUUUAGGUCUUACAGAAGUUCCGGACACUCUCCCCAACACAACAGAAUUUUUGGAAUUUGGCUUUAAUUUCUUGCCUACAGUGGAAAAUACAACUUUCAGUAGACUCAUAGAUCUUAUCUUUUUGGACUUAACCAGGUGCCAGAUUAACUGGGUACAUGAAGAUACUUUUCAAAACCAUCAUCAAUUGAACACAAUUGUGUUGACUGGAAAUCCCCUGAUAUUCAUGGCAGAAACAUCUCUUAAUGGGCCCAAGUUGCUGAAGCAUCUUUUCUUAACCCAAACAGGAAUAUCCAAUCUCGGCUUUAUCCCAAUGCACAAUCUGGAAAACUUAGAAAGCUUGCAUCUUGGAAGCAACUAUAUUUCCUCUAUUAAGUUCCCAGAAAACUUCCCAAUCCAGAAUCUGAAAGUCCUGGAUUUUCAGAAUAAUGUGAUACACUACCUCUCUAGUGAAGACAUGAACACUCUGAAGCAGGCCACCAACCUAAGCCUUAAUUUCAAUGGCAAUGAUAUUAAAGACAUUGAACCUGGAGCUUUCCAUUCAAAAAUCUUCCAAAGUUUGAAAUUUGGAGGGAGUCUUAACUUGUCUGUUAUAUUAAAAGGUCUACAGAACACUACUACUAAGUCUCUCUGGCUGGGGUCAUACGAGGACACUGAUGACCAAGACCUUACUUCAGACAUGUUUGACGGACUUUGUGAAAUGUCUGUUGAAAGCAUCAAUCUACAGAAGCACUACAUCUCUGAUCUCUCAUCUGCUACAUUCCGGUGCUUUACUCAACUCCAGGAGUUGGAUCUGACGGCACAUCACUUGCGUGAGUUACCCCCUGGGAUCCAGGGUAUGAAAGCUCUCAAGAAAUUAGUUCUCAAUGUAAAUAGGUUUGACGAAUUGUGUCAAAUCCAUGCUGCCAGUUUUCCAUCCCUUACAGACCUUUCUAUAAAAGGCAACAUGAAGAAACUCGACUUCGGUGCUGGGUGUUUGGAAAAACUCGAAAACCUUCAGAAACUUGAUUUAAGCCACAGUGAUAUAGAGGCUUCUGACUGCUGCAAUCUUCAGCUCAAAAAUCUGCGCCACUUACAAUACCUAAACCUGAGCUACAAUGAGCCUCUUACUCUCCAGAGCCAGGCGUUCAAAGAAUGUCCUCGGCUAGAAGGUCUAGAUUUGGCAUUUACCCGCUUGCACAUGAAGGGUCCACAGAGUCCUUUCCAAAACCUCCAUCUCCUUCAGGUUCUGAAUCUUUCUUACUGCCACCUGGACACCAGCAAUCAGCACCUUCUAGAAGGCCUGGAGGGUCUCCGCCAUCUAAAUUUACAGGGGAAUCACUUUCAAGAUGGGAGUAUCUCAAAGACCAGCCUACUUCAGACCUUGAGCAGCUUGGAGAUUCUUAUUUUAUCCUCCUGUGACCUCCUCUCCAUAGACAAGCAAGCGUUCCAGAGCCUUGGGAAGAUGAAUCAUGUUGACUUAAGCUACAACAGCCUGACAGGCAAUAGCAUUGAUGCUCUUAGUCAUCUUCGGGGGAUCUACCUCAAUAUGGCCGCCAAUAACAUCCACAUCAUCCCAUCUCCUCUCCUUCUCACCUUGUCCCAGCAGAACACCAUUAACUUAAGUCACAAUCCCCUGGACUGCACCUGUUUGAAUAUUCAUUUUAUAACAUGGUACAAAGAAAACCUGCAGAAAUUUGAGGGCUCGGAGGAGACCGUGUGUGCAAACCCCCCAACUUUAAGGGGGGUUAAGCUGUCUGACGUCAAACUGUAUUGUGGUAUUACGGCCGUGGGCAUUUUCUUUCUUGUAGUAUUUUUAUUCUUGGUUACUGUUCUGCUCAUUUUUUUCAUUAAAUUCCUUCUGAGGUGGAAAUACCAGCACAUCUAACAUUGAAGGUUUCUAGAGAUGGCAAGUAAGUGUGUUUAGCGAAAUUGCCCCAAGUAAAGGAACUUGUUGUGCUCCUUCUCAGUCUGUCAGACUUUUCAGACUGGUUCCUGCAGCUGGGCAGGGAUUCUCUGUGCUUCUCUGAGUCCUAGAGCUAAUGAACCUUCCUGGAACAUAAAUGGACCAGGGCCAGGGGGCCAAGCAGCAGCUGUGAGAGACACAGAGCUGUUUCUUCACAUGGAAGGUGGUUGGAGGACCUGUGGCAUGGAAAAGCCAGGAGAGGAAUGUGCUAAGAGGCUAUCUCCCUUCUGCUUGUGGACACCCCCUCGAAGCAGCUUCUACCCUGACCCUAAAAGGAAAUCAACUCUCAUAACCAGGCAGUGCUGACUGCCCCAGCCCAAACUCUGCCUCCCACAGCUUGGACAUCAUGCUUGCCUCUGAGUCCUCAGUAAGGCAGUCGCUUGAAAAACUUGUUGGCAACAAAGUCUCAAUGCUUAUUUUAAAUGAAAAAGGGAAUACACAGUGAAUUUAAAAGAAGAAGCUGAGAAAUGAAUCUUGACAUCAAAUCAGCUACACUAAUCUCCUUAAUCCACAAGUCUCUACGGCCUCUAGGAAGCCACUCAGAGUACAAAUAGCUACCAAAAAAAAAAAAAAAAAAAAAAAUGCAACCCCAUCAGCUCUGUAGCCCCCAAGGUGUAAAAGUUUUGCUGCAUUGGCCACUCUCUCUUCAGAACCCUUGGAUGUUCCUUCUCCCUAUCCAGUGUGUUUGCUCUUAUGCUACAAAUGCUCCUUACACAUAGGCUGUGGUUCAAAUGCUCUUCUCAUUUGGAUGUCUGGCCCUUAAAAGCUUCUUUCCUACAGGAACUAUGAAAUAAAUGGUGGUUUGGUUCCCAGGCCAGCUCUCAAAAGUCUAUUCACCUGGGACAGCAGUUGAGACAGCGCAUUUACAGUGAACACCAGGUGAAGAAAGCAUCUCCGUACACUAGCUGUCUAGAACACAAGAAGCUGGCUUAGUGAGCUUCUGCUGAGGCUGGGGUGUCAGAGAUGGUCAUACCAGAGGAAAAGAGAGGACAAGACCAUUGAAUGUAGACAGAGAGAGAGAGGACAGGGAAGGGGAAGGUGUUAUGACUUUGGCCUUACAAGGUCCAAAGGGUCAUACUUAUGGAGGGCUUGACCUUCUGCAGUUUGCACUGGCUGACCGAGAGUUGAAAUCUCUACUCAGGCGUUACAUUUAUAUGGCCUGGAAUUCUAGAACUAAUAACAUUGGUUAACUUUCAUAUCCAACUGGAAUAUAUUAGCUCUUCAGGUGAGGGCAUAAGAGGGGAACAUAUUAAGGGUGGAAACGUGGGGAGAGCAAGCUCUCUUUACCUCUGUAUCCUCGAGAACAGCAAGAAAGACAGGGAAUAGUGAAGAAAUGCCACAAACCUCUAUUGCGAAUGCUCUGCUACCCUUAGGGGGAUUUUUUUGCCUGUAGUAUUCGGUGGGAGGCCAGGUUGUCUCAGUUGUUCUUGGUUAAGAACACAAGGUGGGGCCUAAGGUAAAAUGAGAGAAGCAUUUGCCUUGGGUGCAAAAUUUAAAGGGGAACCAAAAAACUCAGUGUGCAAGACAAAAAUAUUUUAAUGCAAUAUUAAAAAGGCUUCAGGUUAAUGAAAGAAAUCCAUGGUAAGUAAAAUAUCAAAGCUUUAAAAAACAGGAUCCAUAAUAAUAGCCCCAUGCUGAACCACAUUAGAACCUGAGGAAAAAGGAAAGAUCAGUAAUGCUGAUCCCGCCUUUGUUUAAAAUGUUGAUAAUUUGUUCACAUUUGAGAUUUUGUAUCAGUUUUCUACUUAAUGUCACAUUAAAAUACUAUCUUCAUUA